Molecule: messenger RNA, 2238 nt
Organism: Cucurbitaria berberidis CBS 394.84
Lineage: Eukaryota; Fungi; Ascomycota; Dothideomycetes; Pleosporales; Cucurbitariaceae
Product: AAA-domain-containing protein
Exons: 3
Coding region: 1-2238 (745 amino acids)
Cellular component (GO): cytoplasm
Molecular function (GO): ATP hydrolysis activity; ATP binding
Source: RefSeq, a predicted model, not a curated record
AUGAGUACCGGUACGGCUUUCGCUCUCCGUCCGCUAGAGCGCAACCCGCCUAAUGCUCCGAGUAAUGCGCUCGAAGGCUCCUUUCGAGUCCAUCUCUCUCAGAAAGAGCAGAAGAACCUUGGUCUUACAAAUGGCGACCUAGUCCGCCUCAACACCUUGGCUGGGUUCAAAGGCUACGGUGUUGCGUGGACAGCUUCGCAAACCAAUCCUGGAAACAAGCCUAUAGCAAAGGUCACGGAUCUGCUACGUGAGCACUAUGACUUGUCACUAAACGACCCUGUCUUCAUUGAGAAAGUGAGCGACUCCUGGAAGCCCCUCAGGUCAAUCGAGGUCAGCCUCCCAGAACUAUCAGAUCAGUUAGCGAAGUUCAUCUCGACUGAGGAAUUGUUGUACUGGGUCCAAUACGCUUUAGUGGAUCUUGACAUCAUCCUUCCUGGUUACAGUUUCCCGGUCCAACAGAAGGGGCCAAGGAAUCAGCCAAAGGGCGCGAAAUUGCGAGUGAUCGUGCAAAACAUCGAACCACUCCCAAACGAAAAGCAUCCUUUCUACUUUGAUCCCCUCAAAACUCAAGUGACCACUGCGACGAAAAUUCCAACCCAUUCACCAGCUCAAUCCUCGCCAGGAGUCCUACAGGUGAAGAGCGACGGUAUUGGAGGCUUAUCUGAGCAAGUGGCGGCAAUCAAUAGAGACCUAUUCUUCCUCACUAAUGUCGCACUUACUUUACCCGAUCAACACCUUCUUGGACCUACCGCCUAUCUCUUACACGGGCCAGAAGGCACUGGUAAGAGCCUACUACUUGAACGAUUAGCGGACUGCUCUUGGCAAGAAGUAUACCGAGUGAGCCCUGAGUCACAUCCCAAGGGCCAAGCUAAGGCAAUUUCUGAAACCUUUGAAGAUGCCCGUCAGAACCAGCCAAGCUUGAUCCUAAUGGACAAUCUUGACAGAUUCCUCGAAAAAGCGGAGUCACUGGUGACCAAACUACGUAUCGAGUUGUCGAAAUUAGAGGGAAGUCAGGUGGUGGUGGCUGCUGCUACUCGUAGCAUAUACGAUGUCGACGCAAGUCUUCGAACGACUUCAGCCUUCAAAAAUGAGCUUGAGCUUUUCCCGCCUAAUGUAAAACAAAGAGAGGAUAUCCUACGACAGAUUGUUGGACCUACUCGACUACUUUCGAACGUCGAUUUCUUUGCGGUGGCAGAACGCUCGCACGGCUUCGUCGGUCGUGAUAUUCACAAAUUGUGUGGUCUCGCAAGGAAUAGACGGGUACAGCAAGUGUACGAGUCGUUAGACGAUGACAAAAAAGCUGCGUUUAGUGACACUCUUGAGAAAACGGACUUUGUCGCCCAGGAAGAUUUCGAUGCAGUGAUCGACCAGGUGCAGCCGACUGUGCUCAAGGACAGUAUUCUCGAGGUGCCGAAAGUCAGAUGGACAGAUAUAGCUGGCUUGGACCACGUUCGCGCUCUCCUCGAGGCCAUAACCAUUCGCCCAUUCAAGUACCCUGAUCUUGAUGUCAAGUUUGGCGGACCCCAGUCGCGCAAGGGCGUGCUACUAUACGGACCCCCAGGCUGCGCAAAGACGUUGAUCGCCCAAGCCGUUGCAACCGAAAGCAAUCAAAAUUUCCUAGCAGUCAAGGGGUCCGAACUUAUCAAGAUGUACGUUGGUGAGUCUGAGCGAGCGGUUCGGGAUAUCUUUCGUCGCGCACGUGCGGCGAAACCUUGCAUCAUCUUCUUCGACGAGAUUGACUCCAUUGGCAAAUCACGCGAGAAGACACAGGAUAGCGGCCUAAACGUCGUCGCAACACUGCUCAACGAGAUGGAUGGAAUCGAGGCACUGAAAGACGUCUUCAUUAUUGGCGCAACCAAUCGACCAGACAUCUUGGACUCAGCGCUCAUCCGCACCGGCCGUUUUGACGCACACAUUCAUAUUGGACUGCCGACUGAAGAGGCACGUAAGCAGAUUCUUCAGAUUCACACCAAGAAGAGGCCACUUGCGGCAGAUGUUGAUCUGAGCGUCGUUGCUGCCAGAACGGAGGGCAGCAGUGGUGCAGACAUCAGUGGUCUAUGCUCGGUGGCUGUUGAGCUGGCUAUCUCAGAAUAUGAGAAGGACCCCGACCGUGAGCCUCAGAUAUGCAUGUGUCACUUCGAGCAGGCGCUGCAACAACAUGUUCCCCAUACAGUCAAAGCAGAGGCUGAACGGUAUCAAAACUGGCGACCAGGGAUGUCGUUAUCCGUAGAUCAAUAG